ACCGCUGGAAGCGGGGACCUGUCCCCCACCCAAGAGCCAAAUACAGUGAUCCAAAGAGCAAGGCGCCACCCACCCCAUGGCCGCCAUUAACGGAGGUAGCCCCACCGCCCCAGAGCGGCGCAACCGCGCUUCCUUCGCCGGGCGGCCUUUCGGUUUCGAUUCUUGGCGGGUCUCGGUUUCGCCGCGGAAAGAGGGGAACCUGCCAGCUGGGCGGGGAACGGCGGGGAAGAGAGCGUCGCCGCAGGGAAACGAAAGCUGGGCUUCUCGGAGACGGCGAGCAGAAGAAGCCCGCUCGGUGCGCUCCGCCGGAAAAAAAGGCACCUUCCUGGCCCAGGCUUGCUUUAAGGCUGGAAAGGAUUGUCAGAGGCAGCACCAGACGAAGGAAAGAAGGAGGGUGGCUGCGGGCUUGAAGGUGACUCGCAUCUUGUUCAGUAUGAAUGUCGAAGUCCUGGAUCGAUCUGCAGUCCUUGUCUGAGCACUGACUACAAUUUCAAGUGUAAUCCAGGCUGCGAAUCAAAUCACAGCAAAGCUGAAUCAUUCCUGAAGGACACACCAAGAUGGCAGAGAACUUUGCUGGUCCACGUGUCUGCAUGGCAAAAAUUAAUGAAUAUUGUCAGAAAAGACGUUUAAAAUUGGAGUACAGAGAAAUUGAUAUAUCAGGCCCUGCUCAUGAUCGAGUAUUCACUGUUGCAGUUGUAAUUGAUGGGAGGCAAUAUAGCACAGGAACCGGUAAAUCCAAGAAAGAGGCAAAAGAUCGAGCAGCAGGACCAGCUUGGGAAAUCAUAGAGCAAGAAAUGCAGCAAGAGCUGGCUCCAAGACCACAGCAGCCGCCACUGCCUGCUUUGCCACCACAACCGCAGCCAUCACAGUUGUCCAGUGGUGCUGGAAACAUGUCAGAAACAUUGCCUCCAUCUUCAAUGAACUGCAUUUCCAUGCUCAAUGAAUAUGCAUCAAAGCACAACGUGAUUGUUGAAUAUAAAUUGGAGCAUAAAUCUGGACCACCCCACAUGCCAAUCCUAUCCUAUGCUUGUGAAAUUAAUGGCGACGUUUUUGGUCGGGGUACAGGAAAUAAUAAGCAGACUGCAAAACUUAAUGCAGCCAAACUGGCAUAUGAAAAGUUGAUUGGCCAGUCGGAUUCUAGGAUGGAAAGAAAUGGUGCCCAUACAAAUGCUUCUACAAACAGUUCAGUCUGUGAUUCCCAAGGGGUUUCGGAGGAGAUAAAUGUGAAGUCUGUUGAAGAGGCAGUGGGUGCUCCUUCCAGUGUGUCAGAUAGUAUUGUUUUUCAGGACUCAAAUGCUACAGCAAACAGACUGGCUGAUCAAGUGAAUGGUCUACACCUGAAUGAAUCUUCUUCUUCUCUGGUGAGUCCUAAAGGUCCAGCUGUGAAACCUAAAAGAAAAGAGACACCGUUGGCCCCGAAAUUUUCAAAGCCAGUUCAGAAGGCAAGUAAAUACACUGUCAAUGAGAGAUUCCUUGAGGAUUUUCAUGAUAUAGAGAAACUUGGUUGUGGUGGAUAUGGCAAUGUUUUCAAAGCAAGGCAUAUUAUUGAUGAUAAAAUAUAUGCCAUCAAACGAGUCAGACUUACUGCUGAGAAAACAGAAAAAAUAAAAAAAGAAGUACAGGCUUUAGUACGACUACUUCAUGAAAACAUUGUUCAGUAUUUUGAUAGUUGGAUUGGGCGAGACAUGUUUUCAUUCGACGACAGCAUGAGCAAUGACAGCUGCCAGCAAGCAAAAUUUUAUUGCCUUUUUAUACGUAUGGACUAUUGUGAAAAAGGAACAUUAGCUAAUUGGAUUCGUCAGGAAAGAAGGAAAGCAAGCAGUAAUGAUGAAGUCCUGAUGAAAUUCCAUCAAAUAGUAAAUGGAGUGGAAUUCAUUCAUAGAAACAACUUCAUUCAUAGAGAUCUCAAGCCUUUAAAUAUAUUCAUAUCAAAAGAUGAUAAAAUAAAAAUAGGUGAUUUUGGAUUGGUAACAACUGGAGUUGAUGACCUUUCAGCAGAGAGGACUCAAGAGAAGGGAACAAGGUUGUACAUGGCCCCUGAACAGGCAAGGAAUAAUUAUGGCAAAGAAGUGGAUAUCUUUGCAUUAGGAUUAAUUUUGUUUGAAAUGCUGUAUGCAUUUGAAACUGAUCAUGAGAGACACAAGACGUUGUGGAAUGUUAGAGAAGGUGACUUUCCAAAAGAGUUCUGUGAACGUUUUCCAAGAGAGAUGAAAUUAAUUAAGAAACUCAUUGCAAAAGAGCCAUCUGAAAGACCACCAGCCAAUAGUAUUUUGAAAUUUCUAGACAACCAACCACACAACGCACAUACUUUCUAGCUAACAUCUGUCAAAAUACAGCUGCAGUACUUUGGUCCAUUGCUGGUGGUUGCGGUAGCUGAUGUUGAUUAAGCUCAUACAAAUCAAAAUGUGACAUGAGGGCACACAAAUUGCUUUGUCUUUUCAAAUUUGCCAGUUUGUUCCUUCCUCUAUGUCCUGCUAGAAACUUUGGGAUGUAUUAAGGGUGUUUCCAUUAGAGACAUGACCUAACCACAAGAUUUGGUUUGGACCACAAUUCAGUACUUUUGAAUAUGGUCCACUUCAACUUUAGUGGGUUUGACAUCAGCCUGGUGUGAGCCACGCUUUGUACAAAGCUACAAAUACAAAAUUUAAUUAUAGCUGUCUGUUAACCUUGCCAUAUUUCAUACUUCAGAUGAAUAGGUGCAGAAAAUUUUGUGCAAGUGUUGUCUUCCCAUUUGCAAGGUAUAACAAAGGAGAACAUGCUUAUA
Pogona vitticeps (central bearded dragon) is the source of this 2764-nucleotide messenger RNA. RefSeq names its product eukaryotic translation initiation factor 2 alpha kinase 2 (gene EIF2AK2). NCBI's taxonomy places the organism in Eukaryota, Metazoa, Chordata, Lepidosauria, Squamata, Agamidae. Gene Ontology annotation, molecular function: double-stranded RNA binding; eukaryotic translation initiation factor 2alpha kinase activity; ATP binding. The record is from RefSeq and is a predicted model, not a curated record. Gene Ontology annotation, biological process: eiF2alpha phosphorylation in response to endoplasmic reticulum stress. Gene Ontology annotation, cellular component: nucleus; cytoplasm.